This is a messenger RNA of Hemiscyllium ocellatum (epaulette shark), 1646 nucleotides long. It is a transcript of the gene gas2a, whose product is annotated as growth arrest-specific protein 2. Bases 171 to 1136 code for a protein of 321 amino acids. Gene Ontology annotation, cellular component: actin filament. Gene Ontology annotation, biological process: actin crosslink formation. Gene Ontology annotation, molecular function: actin filament binding; microtubule binding; cytoskeletal adaptor activity. The transcript has 8 exons. The record is from RefSeq and is a predicted model, not a curated record. Lineage: Eukaryota; Metazoa; Chordata; Chondrichthyes; Orectolobiformes; Hemiscylliidae.
UUUUCGAGGGGAGUGAUUAUGCCUUACAAUCCAGUUGAGAAAGGAACAGGCUGCUGCAUGCCAUUAGGCAUGCUGUAAACUGUACUAAACCAGGUCACUGUUUUUGAUAAUGCUGCUUAGAACUUGAGAUGUAAGCUCACAUUCAGAUAAGAACCAGUAGAUAAGAAAAGAUGUGCAGCACAUUCAGCCCAAAGGAGCCCGGGCCAAGCCUGUCUGAUGUGCAUCAGUAUAGUCAGUGGCUGGCGAGCAGGCAUGAAGCUAGUUUAUUACCAAUGAAGGAAGACUUGGCUCUAUGGUUGACAAAUUUACUAGGGAAAGAGAUCACUGCAGAAAGUUUUAUGGAAAAGCUGGAUAAUGGAGCACUGCUCUGCCAGCUGGCACAAGCAUUACAGGAGAAAUUCAAAGAAAACAGCAGUGAAAACAAAGCUGCCAAGCAUCUGCUUCCAAAGAAAAUUCCUUGCAAAGCAAAUGCCCCUUCGGGAUCUUUCUUUGCCCGUGACAAUACUGCGAAUUUCCUCGCCUGGUGUAGAGAAGUAGGGGUGGAUGAUACUUUUCUUUUUGAGUCGGAAGGUUUAGUCCUUCAUAAACAACCCAGAGAAGUAUGUCUGUGUUUGCUGGAAUUGGGAAGAAUUGCUUCCAGAUUUGGAGUAGAGCCAUCAGGAUUGGUCAAACUGGAAAAAGAAAUCGAACAGGAAGAGUCCCAUUCGGCACCUCCCCCAUCUCCAACUCCAACUAAAUCGCCUGGAAAGAAGAGUGCAGGAAAGUUAUUGGAUGAUGCAGUGAAACAAAUUUCAGAAGAUCCACCUUGUAAAUGUCCAAAUAAGUUUUCGGUGGAACGUCUCUCGCAAGGACGAUAUCGUGUUGGAGAAAAGAUCCUAUUCAUUCGGAUGCUGCACAAUAAACAUGUCAUGGUUCGUGUCGGAGGGGGAUGGGAGACAUUUGAAGGCUACCUCCUGAAACAUGAUCCCUGCCGGAUGCUACAGAUUUCCAGAGUGGAUGGCAAGACCUCUCCAGUCCCAAACAAGUCCCAGAAUAUUAAAGACCUGAGCCCUGAUAGCUACCUUGUGGUAGCUGCCCAUUACAGAAGCAGACGAGAAAGUACAACUAAUAACAGUGGUAACUGGGGAACAAAGUGAACAUGCAGUAUGUGCUUUUAUUUUGAACCAGUGAUCCAAUAUAUCAAAACUCAAGCAGAUCAACAAUAAUCUAAUUCAAUCACUAAGAUCUCUUUGGGUUUUUUUUAAAUGAACCCAAAUAGUGUGGGGGACAAAAGAAAACUAUAGACUAUUGCCAGACUGAGGGAAUGGUAUAAGGUAGACUUCUAGGAUAGUAAUGCUUACAAUAAAUUGAUGCAGAGCUUCAAUUAUUUCAACUUCACUUUAGGCAAAUUCAUUGACUGGAAGGAGGUAACAGUACAAUAGUGAUGACAGAUGCUCUCCAAUUUGCUAAGCUUUUGCAUAUCCUUCUCUUAUAUCCAUGCUAUUCAGUGACUGUGUUAAACACAAUACUAUUGGUAUAAGUGAAGCAAUGACAAUAUACCAAACAGGAAGAGCCAAGUACAUUGCAAAUCAUCAGCGAAUAUUGACUGGAACGUUUCCAAAUUGCUAAGGAGAAUAAACUUCCAUGCCUCUAUUCUGCCAUCCAUA